Myzus persicae (green peach aphid) is the source of this 1498-nucleotide messenger RNA. Its product is annotated as mitochondrial import receptor subunit TOM20 homolog. Gene Ontology annotation, molecular function: transmembrane protein transporter activity. The record is from RefSeq and is a predicted model, not a curated record. Gene Ontology annotation, cellular component: mitochondrial outer membrane translocase complex; mitochondrial outer membrane. Gene Ontology annotation, biological process: protein targeting; protein import into mitochondrial matrix; tRNA import into mitochondrion. Lineage: Eukaryota; Metazoa; Arthropoda; Insecta; Hemiptera; Aphididae. The coding region runs from base 352 to 870 and encodes 172 amino acids. The transcript has 2 exons.
ACACACUGAAUGGUGAAUUCAUUAUUUUUUUUGUCCCGUUUUCCGUGUGUUUUGCCGAUAUUCUGUUCUGCCUCCCUGGUAUUUACUACAUAAUAAUUGUUCAAUAAACCUCGACACAACUUACUCUGACGCAUAGUAUCAAUUUCGAUUUGUUUUCCAACUCAAGUCGUCCAGACCCGGCACCACACGUGCGAUGGACUGAUCGGUGUUUGGCGAUUUUGUUUUUUUAUUUCAUAUGCAAGAAGCGGUGCGCCAUCAAGCAAACGACACACCACCUCGAGAACUGCCUACAGACGAUAGUUUGGCGCGUGUUUGGAUUUGGACGUCUACGACCACUCGCAGACUUUCGCCAUGAUAACGACCGAGGUCUCGAAGACCGCCAUCAGCGCGGCCGCGGCCGGCAUCGCGGGCCUGUGCUUCGUCGGCUACUGCAUCUACUUCGACCGGAAGCGCCGCAGCGACCCGCACUUCAAGUCGAACUUGCGCAAAAAGCGGCUGUUGGCCAAGGAACACGAGCUGGCCGCGCGGGCCGCCAAGUCGGCGUUCCCAGACUUCACCGACCAGCAGGCCGUGCAGCGGUUCUUCCUGCAGGAGGUUCAGAUGGGCGAGUCGUACUUGGAACAAGGUGACGCGGCCCGGGGAGUCGAGCACCUGGCCAACGCGGUUGUGGUGUGCGGCCAGCCCACCGAGCUGCUCAACGUUUUGCAGCGCACGCUGCCCGACCCCGUGUUCGAUAUGCUCAUCAAGAAGCUGCCGGAGCUGGGCAAGAACCUGAUGCGCCGCCAGCCACCGCCGCCACAGCAGCAGCCGCCGUCGUCGUCAUUCGGCGGCCCGGUCAUCAGCGAGCUGGACGUGUCCGACGUCGAAUAGUGUUUUUUUGUCGAUUAUUAAUAAGUCGUUUCGUCGUUACGAUGGUAAUAUUAUAAUAUUAUUAUGUUGUAAUGCGCGUGUGCAGUGUACAAUAUCGUAUAGAGACGCCCUCGCCCUGCCAAGGGGGAGCCACGCACUGCCUCCCUACACCAUCACGACACCACCCUGCUCGUUUUCGUGUAAUAUUGUAAUUUGAUUAUUUUUUUUUUCAAUAAUAAAUUUCAUAGAUGCAAAAAAUAUAGACUGUCGCUGUAGAAAGGCGAUUUUAUUUAUAUACGACGACGACGACGACGACUGUGCAGCCUGCGGUAUUUUAAUACUCGAUAAAUAAAAAUAGUAAUAAUAAUAAUUUAAGUAUUUUUAGCCCUACAACAACAAUCGGUCGUUUGUCGCGAGUAGUUUCGCCGCUGACAGAUUAUACACCGUAUACAUUAAGUUCGGGGGCGGUAGUGGGGUUCAAGCACUAUUUUAGGGUGACAGUUUUCGAGUAAUCGUAUUUUUUAUUUUUCAUAUCGUACAAAUUAAAAUAAUGUAUAAAAUCGAACGUCGCCUACUGUCACUGAAAUUAUUAUCAUUCUGUACAGGUAUGCGAUGUUCCGUUACAAACAUUAUAUUAAAUAAAAAUAUU